CAGAAGAUGACCAAAAAAAUGCACCAGUGUUCUGAAUUUGUAUCUACAAACAUGGAAGUUUCCCUUUCUACAGGCAAAAGUACGUAAGUAAGUCGCGAAAACAAGUUCAGCCCUUAGAUUUAAAACAGCAGCAGCAGAUAUACUGUUCAUCUCUCAUUUAGAUGAGACAAAGCAACACGGGUGAUAGACUUUGACCGCUUUGUCACAGCACAGUGUUUAUUUGAAUCCAAACAAAAUACCCACCAAGUAUGAAGUGGAUCAGAUGAACUGUUGACCAGAGAGACAGACAAACAUACAGAUUGCUUGAGUCAUUAGUGCAAUAAAAUAUAUUUCUUUGACAGCAUCACUUCAUAUAUUUGUUUUCCAGGAUUAAAGAUCUAUUUAAACUGGCAAGGAAUGCAAGCAGGAGAAAUCAUUAACAGCAAAACACGCUACUAGUACAUCUCAGCACUAGUGGUGUCAUGGUUUCAAAGCUGUGCAGUAGAGAAAAGAAUCUAAGGGAUUAUACAGAGGUGACCAAAGUUACAAACAAAUCCAGCUGUACUGGAAAUGUUUUCAGAGGUCCAAACUCUUUGGCUUUCUGCAGAGCAAGUAUGUAAGAAGUAUCCAAGCUAACUUAACUAUAGACAACAUGAGGAAAAAUGCCGCUUCCCAAAGUUUCCUACAAGUAUUUGGUUUAUAUUUAGAGAAGCAAAGGCUCUUCAUCCUGACAAAUGUUCCCUGGUGGAUCUCUGUCCUGUGACAGCGCCACAGUAUAGUGUAUUAGUAUUUAUUAUAUUUAUUAUUGCAUUUUGCACCAAGGGAGUGGCACUCCAAUUUCGUUGUACCCUGUACAAUGACAAUAAAGGCUAUUCUAUUAGUAUAAUCAAAGCCACUUCCCUAACCAAUUUUUAAAGCUAUUUAGCACAUGGACCCAAGUGCAAGUAGCCUCUGUCUGCUGUGUACAAAAGGUUAUAUCAUUAACCACACAGCAGAUACUGCACUACAAUAGUAUCAGCAGUUCACACAAAGUAACACAGUGCUCAGUGUUCUGUAAUAUUAAAGCAGUUGACAGUCUCGACCUUAAGAUUUCUAAGCUAUUUGUUGUAGACCAGGCGGGGACAAUUAACUCGCCAAAGGACCACUAAUUAAGGUUUACUCUUAAUAACAGUAGCAGUUUAUAUGAAUAUAUUGUUUAUGUGUGUUUUGCUUACUGGUGCAGCAACAGUCCCAGUGCUCCUUAGAAAAAUGAACUGCUCGUGCCUGAGCUAACAAUUUCAGUCACACCGAAUGUCUUUUAUUCACAGAGUUAGCUUAGCAACUUAGCUUAGCAAGACUUUAUUUGAAAGUUCAGGACUUUUUGUUCACACUGGCAGCGCAUUCAGCCAAUGAGGUUCAGUUUGGUUCAACGCCCUUUUUGACCCAUGAAACAGCAGAAAAUGAAACAUUGUCAUUUCAACACCCAUUUGUUAGCGUUAGCUGUUCUGCUGUUUUUCAUCAUGUCACAGGUGAAAUAAAAUGAGUACAUUUACUUUGCUUCCUGUAGGAGUGAUCAUGUCAUGUCUGACUGUGACUGUGUAUUACUUAAGAGGAAAGCCAACUUUGGGAUUCCUAAUCAGUCAGCUUUGGAAAAAAAUGUUUAAACUGUGUGUGAACAAAGCUCUUCUUUUUACUCUGGGGAUGGUACACCCUGCACAGUAGUUUUUAGACAAAUGAGGGUAAAAUGAGACAUUAAAGCCUUAAAAGACAAACAACAUUUUCUAAGAAAGCAUUCAGGUUACUAUCUCUGUCAGGGCGUGUGUUUUGUCUCUGCGACUGUCGCAAAUGCUGAUAGGUGCAUUUGAUUUUGUGAUCUCUGCCACAGAGAGCACUGGAAGGCAACCACUGCGUUGUUAAAAGUAGAAAGGUAGUUUAUAAAUGAAUCAUGUAACUAUAACUUUACUACUUUACAGCUCCUUAGUUUGUGAUUGCUAUGAUAUGAACUUCGAUCUCCUGUUAUUCAAUUUUUUUUUUUUUUUUUUUGUUAGUUUGUGUGUUUUUGAAUGUUUUUCUUGAUAACUGUCUGACAUUCACCUCUCACACAGUGGAUACAAUUCUGCCCCUGCAGGAAUAAACUUUGUGGUUAUGAAACCGACCAAGUGUUUGCAUAAAAUGUCACAUGUUCGAAGCCAUCCCAGAACCUGGGGUUUGUAUAAGUGCAGCUGUUGGUGGGGAGAUAAUCUCACUCUUCUAUAUAAAGAGUCACCAGGCAGUAACGUCCAGAUCUUCAUUUGCGAUCUCCUCCAUCAUCAUUUCUUCACUCAUCAGCAGCUAUGGCUUCACUUCACACCCUUCUGGGAGUGGUACUGUGCUCCCUCAUGGUUUCUUCUUCUGAAAUCCUACCUCAGGCAGACUUUGAUUUACAGGCGAUGGCAGGUAAGUGGUACCUGACUGGAAUUUGCUCUAAUGCCCAGUGGUUUGUCAGUCGCAAAGCCAAUAUGAAGACCGGCACAGCCAUAAUUAAGCCAACUGAAGAUGGGGGCAUUGAGUUGUCGUUCUCCAGUCUUACUAAUAAUGGUACAUGUCGGAAAAUGGAGAAUUUAGCCAACAAGACUGAGGUCCCUGGAAAAUUCACAUACAGAAGUCGGUACUGGGGUUAUGUGAGUGACUUGCGUAUGGUUGAUGUGAAGUAUGACGAGUACGGCCUGACCUAUUCCUUCAACACCAGAGGGAAUGAAACCUUUGUUGUUAACAGAUUAUAUGGACGUAGUUUGGACCUCAGCGCUGAGUUGCAGGAGAAGUUCAGGCAGUUCUGCUUGCAGACCAGCAUCCUUCCUGAAAAUAUUGUCCUUCUUCCUAAAAGCGAGGAGUGUCCACUUGACUAACCUUCUGUCCCAUCGAUCGUCUCACCGGUACUGCAUGAAGAUCUUACACCAUCUGUUAUGGAAAUGUGACUGAGCACCAUCUUGAGCAGUUUUUAACAAUAAAAAUGUAAACAUCUAGAA
Oreochromis aureus is the source of this 2963-nucleotide messenger RNA. Its product is annotated as lipocalin-like. The transcript is spliced from 6 exons. The record is from RefSeq and is a predicted model, not a curated record. Gene Ontology annotation, molecular function: small molecule binding. Lineage: Eukaryota; Metazoa; Chordata; Actinopteri; Cichliformes; Cichlidae. Bases 2292 to 2843 code for a protein of 183 amino acids.